AUGUUGGAAACUUCAUGGGAGACCGGUACGUACCCAACCCAAGCAAGUGUUGCUCAAUCUCAACCUGGGGAACCAAAUUCCCGAACCAUUUCCGCUGUUGAGUAUGAAGAGUUUGUUCGAUUUAAAGCCACUCCCAAAGCUUCUGGUUUAACUCUUGUAGCCUACACUGAUGGAACUCAUACUGCCCUUGUAUCACAAUCUAGCCUGAGCGGACCAUGGGUUAUCGAUUCAGGUGCCUCUGAGCAUAUCUCUGGACCGUCGUUCGGGGAAGAUGAUUGGCUCGGGUUUGGGGUGUCUAUUGAAACUUUACGAAGUGAUAAUGCUGGAGAAUACUUUACAACUCCUUUAUCUAACUUUCUUGAUUCAGCGGGCAUCCUCCAUGAGUCAUCUUGUCCCGAUACUCCACAACAAAAUGGGGUAUCUGAACGUAAAAACCGGCAUCUCGUUGAAACAGCCCGCACCAUGAUUCUCCACUAUAAAGUCCCUCCAGAAUUCUGGGCAGAUGCUAUCCUUCAUUCCUGUUAUUUAAUAAAUCGUAUGCCUUCAUCUGUUUUACAUGGAGGGACCGAGGUACAUUUACCUCAAGAUCCGUCAUCACCUAGAAAUCCUAGUCCCUCACCUACUGAACCUCCUUUACAAAACAACAGUGUUACCCCCUUUCCUUACACUUAUCAUCGCCGCUCUCGACCACCCACGACAGUUCAAAUCGAUGAAAUCCCAACUGAUUCAUCUCUCGAGCUAUUUAUGCCCUUGAACCUGGUUCCGGCAACAAGCUCUCCUAUCACAAGUCGUGUAGGUAACAGGUCAUCACGAAAUCCCUUUCCCAUAUACAAAUUUAUUUCAUAUGAUCGUCUCUCACCUUCAUAUAAUGCUUUUAUCACAUGUUUAUCUUCUGUUUCUGCCCCUAAAUCUGUUAAAGAAGCCCUUUCCAACCCUGGUUGGCGUCAGGCUAUGGUUGAUGAAAUGGCUGCUCUUCAUUCAUCGGGGACUUGGGAGUUAGUUCCAUUACCCAAAGUUGGGCCCAAUGGACAGGUUGAUAGACUUAAAGCUCGACUGGUAGCCAAAGGAUAUACACAGGUUUUUGGGAUUGAUUACACUGACACCUUUUCACCAGUAGCUAAAAUUGCUUCGGUCAGAAUCUUUCUUUCUAUGGCUGCCGUUCAUCAUUGGCCCUUGCAUCAGUUAGAUAUUAAAAAUGCCUUUCUGCAUGGAGAUUUAGAGGAAGAAGUCUACAUGGAGCAACCUCCUGGGUUUGUUGCUCAGGGGGAGAGUAACUUGGUUUGUAAGCUCAAACGUUCUCUCUAUGGUCUAAAACAAUAUCCUCGUGCCUGGUUUGGACGGUUCAGCAUAGUAGUGCAAAAUUUUGGUCUAAAUCGAAGCAAAGUUGACUAUUCCGUCUUUUAUAGACAUCAACAUGGUAAGAGCAUUUAUCUUGUUGUAUAUGUUGAUGAUAUUGUCAUUACAGGAGAUGAUGUUGAAGGAAUACAAUUGUUGAAACAACAUCUAUUCCAACAUUUUGAAACAAAAGAUCUCGGGAAGUUAAAAUACUUUUUUGGAAUUGAAGUAGCACAAUCCAAGCAAGGAAUUUGCAUAUCACAAAGAAAAUAUGCAUUGGAUAUACUAGAAGACACAGGCACUGGUUUGUUAUACAAAGACCAUGGAAACCUUGAAAUUAUUGGGUACACAGAUGCAGAUUGGGCAGGUGCAUGGGAUAGAAAAUCAACAUCUGGAUGUUGUAUCUUUCUUGGUGGCAACUUAAUCUCUUGGAAAAGUAAAAAGCAAAAUAUUAUUGCUCGAUCAAGUGCAGAAGCCGAAUAUCGAUCUAUGGCCGUUGGAACAUGUGAACUUUUGUGGUUGAAAAACCUCCUUACCGAACUGCAGAUUUUUACAAAGGAGUCCAUGAAGCUCAUUUGUGAUAACCAAGCAGCUUUGCAUAUUGCAUCAAAUCCAGUUUUUCAUCAACGGACAAAACACAUUGAAAUUGAUUGCCAUUUUGUUCGAGACAAAGUUAAUUCUGGAGAUAUUACUACAUCUUUUAUAGGCUCAAAUAAUCAAUUAGCUGAUAUAUUUACUAAAGCUUUAAGAAGUCAUAGGAUUGAAUACAUUUGUAACAAGCUUGGUGCAUAUGAUAUACAUUCUCCAGCUUGA
Ipomoea nil (Japanese morning glory) is the source of this 2148-nucleotide messenger RNA. RefSeq lists its product as uncharacterized. Gene Ontology annotation, molecular function: nucleic acid binding. The transcript has 6 exons. The coding region runs from base 1 to 2148 and encodes 715 amino acids. The record is from RefSeq and is a predicted model, not a curated record. Lineage: Eukaryota; Viridiplantae; Streptophyta; Magnoliopsida; Solanales; Convolvulaceae. Gene Ontology annotation, biological process: DNA integration.